AUGCGAAUACGCAAUUUUUCCUGCCCUUCCGUCGCCGGACACGGCCAAUGGCCGUUGAAUGGGUCAGGAACGCGGCGCGUCAGAGGAUUGCAAACACAAGCCUCCCCGGACGAGCUAUUCAAUUAUACUUCUGGGAGAUGGAUCUUCAACGAACAUCUACGGCUGGCGGAGCGUCACCUGAAAUUCGACGCGCACGCACUUCACCGGGUUAUGGCAACCGCGUCGAAUCGCUCCGCCACGGACAUUGUUUCGUUCUCGAAGAUGGCAGAAGGCGGAUUUAAUCGGUUGUUUGAGGCAACGUUCAACGAUGGGCAUCGUGUUAUUGCCAGACUGCCUUAUCCAGCGACUGUACCUGAGCACUACACAGUUGCUAGCGAGGUUGCCACUCUGGAUUAUCUCCGACUGCAUGGAAUCACUACCCCGAAGGUCUAUGCUUGGAGCUCAACCAAAGCGAACCCUGUUGGCGCCGAGUACAUAGUCAUGGAGAAACUGGCCGGUAUACCUCUAGGCGAGACCUGGUACACGAUGACGCCGAAAGAGCAGCACGGAAUUAUGAAGCAAAUCGUGGAAUGGGAAACGCGGUUGAUGUCUCUGAAACUUCCUGCGUCUGGAAGCUUGUACUACCAGAAAGACAUCCCAUCGGAGCGGAGCGUUGCGCUACGGGACCCUGGCGACGGUUUCUGUAUAGGGCCAAUCGCUCAUUACGGUUGGUGGCACGAGGAAAGGGCAGUGAUGGAGAUUGAUAGGGGACCAUGGACAACUUCGAAUGCAAUAUUUCGUGCGAUUGGGGAAAGGGAGCUGAAGUGGACCGAAGCCUACGCGAAGCCUCGAUUGCCCUAUGAGCGUCUUUACAGGGAGAUUUACAACUUAAGAAAAAUACCUCCGGACAGGCACAUUGAGAAUCUCAGAAACUACCUAAACCUAUCAACCUGCUUAGGCUUCAAAGCAGCAAGCCCACUUGAUCGACCAGUCAUUCGACAUCCCGAUUUCCAACCUAAUAACAUCCUGGUUUCUGAGACGAAUGAGAUUGUCGGUUUGCUUGAUUGGCAGCAUUCUACAAUUCUACCCCUCGGACUUGCCGCGGGGAUGCCAAGACAUUUCCAGAACUACGGGGAUCCAGAAUCGGAAAGUCUUAGACAGCCUCAGACCAAGGUGCCCCCGGAAUUCAAUUCUUUGAGCCAGUCCGAGCAGGCAUCCAUACGGGAAACUAUGCGAAGACGCAUUGUCCAUUUUUUAUAUGCCGCGCUCACGCUGCGAUCGAACAAAGAGCAUUACGAUGCAAUAUUUGAUCAGUCUGUUAUACUGCAUCAGCGUCUUUUCAAGAGUGCGGGAACCCCAUGGGAAGGGAAUUCAAUCACCCUGCAAGCAGAUAUGAUUCGCACAGUGCAGAACUGGCCGAUAUUGACCGGUGGUCACUCAAUCGCGGGUGCUGGGGCGUGCAUGUUGCGUCCUUUCGAAUACGCCGAUGCCGUCAUCCAAGAGACUCUCGAGCUAGACGCGCGCCAGAAGGAAGCCGACACCGCGAUGGAACAGAUGCGAGACGUAGUUGGCGUGGACGAGCUAGGAUGGGUGUCUAAUGACAAAUACGGAGCUGCGAAGGAAACUGCUUGCGAAAUCAAGACCAAGAUGCUUCAAGCGUCCGAUACACCGGCCGACCUCACUGCAAGUAGGGACCAUUUCCCGUUCGAUGACUUUGAUGAGGAUUCUUGA
Messenger RNA from Aspergillus mulundensis, 1710 nucleotides. Its product is annotated as phosphotransferase family protein. Gene Ontology annotation, cellular component: mitochondrion. The transcript is spliced from 3 exons. The coding region runs from base 1 to 1710 and encodes 569 amino acids. The record is from RefSeq and is a predicted model, not a curated record. Lineage: Eukaryota; Fungi; Ascomycota; Eurotiomycetes; Eurotiales; Aspergillaceae.